UUGCUACAUAAUGCUGCCCUUCUGUCCUGUUCUGUCCACCACUCUCCUCUCUCACCACCCACCAACCUCAUUCCCCCAACAACCCAUUCAAACUCAAUACCAUGUCUUCUCCUGCUUCCGUCGAUGCUGCUGGUCAGCCCUCGAUUCUCAUUAACAUGACGACUGGUAUUGAGCUUGAGUUCCUCGCCUAUACCCCAAAGAAUGUCAAGCCGAAGGCUUAUCUCUUGAAGGCUUUGCGCGCACCUGUCACUUUGAAGUGCUCCAAAUGCGCCGCUUCGCACUCCUGGGAUUUGCCGUUCGCGGGAAAACUGGACCAUCAAGGUGAUGUUUCCCCGUUCUGUCUCUGGAGCCUCACCAGUGACAUGUCAGUUGUGCCAUGUCGCAAGACCGAGGAGCCAUACGUUCCCAAGGACUCGGCAUGGUACAACAUGGAGCUCAAGAGCAGAAUUAUCAACUUCGCCAGACCGACUACUUGUCCUCUUGGUCAGACUUACCCCUGUACCGGUGAGCCUUUCCUUUGGGAUGCCAACACCGAGAUCAGUGCUUUCGUUCAAAGAAUCCACGAAGCUUUCUCGGGUCCUGGUUACUGUGUUGCUACCAAUGGACUCACAGGUCUUCAUAUCCACCUUGGCAACUUCAAGGACAUCAUGCCGGUCAAGUCUUCCCUCGGCAUGUUCAGCCUCUGGACCGCCUUGGAACGCAUCUUUGAUGAAGUUCUCCCAGUCUCUAGAAUCGGUAUGGAAAAAGUCGCUGGUCCUCUGCCCGGUAUCGACAGACCUCAUGCCGUCUACAAAUACGACGACGCCCUAUCGAGCGACUGGGUUGGCUCUUGUUCUAGAGUCUUCCUUGAGAUGCUUCGAAGGGAUGUCAAGAAGGCCUUCGAGAAAGGUCCCGAGUCCGCCCGCUCCACUAUCAUUGAUCAAUUGAAGAGCUGCAAUGUUCCAGCUUGGCUCGCCUAUAUCUCUACCUUCGACACAGUCAAGCUCUUCCGAGACACUUGGCCAUCCAACCAAACCGCUGGCACUUGGCUCUCCCACCGUAGUCUUGCAGUGAAUCUAACGAAUCUCGAGAUUGGCUAUGGCAAUAAGGACACGGUCGAGAUAAGAGCUGCACCUGGCUCUCUUGACCUUUCCGAAAUCAGCGCUUGGUACGAUUUGAUGGUAUACUUGACCUCGCUAAACAAGUCGGUGCUUUGCAAUUCACAAUCGACUUCUACGCUGAUCGUCUGACUGCCGAUUGGGCUCAACGCCGCUUUGAUCAUCUGACCUCUAAUCUCGACUCCAACACCUUCAAGUCCUUCAUUCACGCUAUUGAGUCCAACCGCCUUCACGAUUACCGCAGUCA
Messenger RNA from Aureobasidium subglaciale EXF-2481, 1344 nucleotides. RefSeq lists its product as uncharacterized. The transcript is spliced from 2 exons. The record is from RefSeq and is a predicted model, not a curated record. Lineage: Eukaryota; Fungi; Ascomycota; Dothideomycetes; Dothideales; Saccotheciaceae. Bases 102 to 1229 code for a protein of 375 amino acids.